Molecule: messenger RNA, 2608 nt
Organism: Manis javanica (Malayan pangolin)
Lineage: Eukaryota; Metazoa; Chordata; Mammalia; Pholidota; Manidae
Product: protocadherin beta-14-like
Biological process (GO): homophilic cell-cell adhesion
Cellular component (GO): plasma membrane
Molecular function (GO): calcium ion binding
Source: RefSeq, a predicted model, not a curated record
GUACUGGGGCUGGUUCUGAGGACUCCAUUAUUCAGGAAACAACAUAGGACCCACUGAACAGAGAAGUAAAGGGGCUUCGUCUACAGAGCUGCUGCAGGCUAUAUGCACUCCAGGGGCUUCCUGUCUUUUUCUAAAUCAGAGCUUUAGCUUCUAAAAUUAGGUCUUUUUCCGCACAUAAGAGGUUGCCUGAAACCAUGGAAAUCAGAGGAGCGCUCUCUCUGCGGAAAAGGCAAGUUUUGAUUUUCUUUGUUUUGUUGGGGUUGUCUCAGGCGAGUCCUGAAUCUGGGCGUUAUUCUGUGGCAGAGGAAACAGACGUUGGCUCUUCUGUGGCCAAUCUGGCAAGGGAUCUAGGGCUUGGAGUGGAGGAAUUGUCCUCACGGGAGGCCCGGGUAGUGUCUGAUGAUAAUAAAAAGCAUUUGCACCUUGAUUUUCUGACUGGGAAUCUGCUCCUGAAUGAGAAACUGGACCGAGAAGAGCUGUGUGGCUCCACCGAGCCCUGUGUGCUCUAUUUUCAGGUGUUACUGCAAAACCCUUUACAAUUUUUCCGGGCUGAGCUGCACAUCAAAGACAUAAAUGAUCACUCCCCCACAUUCCUGGACAAGGAAAUAUCUUUGAAAAUAUCAGAAGGUACCACUAUCGGAACCACAUUCCUAAUGGAAAGUGCUCAAGAUUUAGACAUAGGAAGCAACGGUCUCCAAAACUAUACAAUUAGCCCCAAUUCUUAUUUCUAUAUUAAAAUUCAAGACGGUAUUGAUGGAAAGAUAUACCCAGAACUGGUCUUGAAGAGAGCAUUAGAUCAUGAGAUGGAGCCUGAGGUCAGAUUAACACUCACAGCACUGGAUGGUGGUUCCCCACCCAGGUCUGGAACAACUUUGAUUCACAUCGAGGUCUUGGAUAUCAAUGACAAUGUCCCAGUGUUUUCUCAGAGGCUCUAUGAGGUGCAGGUUCUGGAGGACAAACCUGUUGGCUCCUGGAUUAUUACCAUCUCUGCUAAGGAUUUGGACGCAGGAUAUUAUGGAAAAAUAGCUUACACAUUUUUCCAUGUGUCUGAAGAUAUUCGUAAAACAUUUGAAAUCAACCCAACAUCUGGGGAAGUUCGUUUGAGAUCAAGCUUGGAUUUUGAAGUAAUAAAGUCCUACUAUAUAAAUAUUCAGGCAACAGACGGUGGUGGACUUUCAGAAAAAUGCACUCUUCUGAUUAAAGUAAUGGAUGUAAACGACAAUGCACCAGAAGUAACCCUGUCAUCAGUUACACACAGAAUUCCAGAGAAUGUCCCAGAGACCCUUGUUGCUGUUUUCAGUGUUCGAGACCAAGAUUCUGGGGACAACGGGAGGGUGGUUUGCUCCAUUCAAGAUGAUCUCCCCUUUCUGCUGAAACCCACGUUCAAGAACUUUUACACCCUAGUGACAGAGAGACCGCUGGACCGGGAGAGCCAAGCCGAGUACAACAUCACCAUCACCGUCACCGACCUGGGGACACCCAGGCUGAAGAGCGAGCACAGCAUCUCCGUGCAGGUGGCCGACGUCAACGACAACGCCCCGGCCUUCAGCCAAAGCGCCUACACCCUGUGGGUCCGCGAGAACAACGGCCCCGCCCUGCACAUCGGCAGCGUGAGCGCCACCGACCCGGACUCGGGCGCCAACGCGCAGGUCACCUACUCGCUGCUGCCGCCCGGCGACGCGCGCCUGCCGCUGGCCUCGCUGGUGUCCAUCAGCGCGGACACCGGGCAGCUGUUCGCGCUGAGGCCCCUGGAUUUCGAGGCGCUGCGCGCCUUCGAGUUCGGCGUGGGCGCGGCCGACGGCGGCUCGCCGGCGCUGAGCAGCCGGGCGCUGGUGCGCGUGCAGGUGCUGGACGCCAACGACAACGCGCCCGUCGUGCUGUACCCGCCGCAGAACGGCUCUGCGCCCUGCACCGAGCUGGUGCCGCGCGCGGCCGACGCGGGCUACCUGGUGACCAAGGUGGUGGCGGUGGACGGCGACUCGGGCCAGAACGCCUGGCUGUCGUACCAGCUGCUCAGGGCCACGGAGCCCGGGCUGUUCGGCGUGUGGGCGCCCAGCGGCGAGGUGCGCACGGCCCGGCAGCUGAGCGAGCGCGACGCGCCCAGGCACAGGCUGGCGGUGCUGGUGCGCGACCACGGCGAGCCGCCGCUGUCGGCCACCGUCACGCUGCACGUGCUGCUGGUGGACGGCUUCUCGCAGCCCCACCUGCCGCGGGCCGAGGCGGCGGCCGAGCAGGCGCGGGCCGAGCCGCUCACCGUGUCCUUGGUGGUGGCCCUGGCGGCGGUGUCGUCGCUGUUCCUGCUGUCGGUGCUGGGCGUCGUGGCGGCGCGGCUGUGCGCGAGGGCCCGGGCGGCGUCUGCGGGGGUCUGCUCGGGGCCCGGGGGAGGCCUUGCGGGCCACCUGGUGGACGUGAGCGGCGGCGGGACGCUGUGCCAGGCCUACCGCUAUGAGGUGUGUCUGACGGGAGGUACUGGGACAAAUGAAUUUAAAUUUCUGAAGCCUGUUGUUCCCAGUCUUCCAGUCCAUGACACUGGUGGGACUAUGGGGGGAAAUGAGAACUUUAGAAAUAGCUUUGGAUUCAACAUUCAAUAAAAUAAUUUAAACUUGAA